UGUUUUUGUAGAGUGAGAGAGAGCUUAGUUGUUUUCCUUUUUCUUCCAAUCAAAAAUUUAUAGGUUAGGUGACAGCUGCCAGCAAUGUCGUCUCUCGGCAAAGACCUAAUGUUCUUGAUCAUGCAGUUCUGUGAUGAGGAGAAUCUUAAGAAGACCGCACACAUGCUUGAGCAAGAAUCGGGCUAUUUCUUCAAUAUGAAGUAUUUCGAGGAGCUGGUGCUGGAUGGGAACUGGGACGAGGCCGAGAAAUAUCUCUCGAGCUUCACGGUCGUUGAAGACAACAAAUACUCCACCAAGAUAUAUUUUGAGAUUAGGAAGCAAAAGUAUCUCGAGGCCUUGGACAAGCACGAGUUUUCUACCGCCUUAGACAUUCUUAAGAAGGAUCUCAAGGUGUUUGCGCAGUCGAACGAAGAAUUGUACAAAGAAAUGGCUCAGCUCUUGGCACUAGAUGACUUGAGGGAAAAUGAUUCGCUCGCCUUAUAUGGAGACGCGUUAACUGCUAGAAAAGGCCUCCUAGGUGAUCUUCAGUCUGUCAUCGAGGCAAACCCCCUUCUCCAAGGAAAAACUAGGUUUCCUCAAAUCAAAAAGUCGAGGUUGAGGCGUUUGAUUAACCAAAGUUUGAACUGGCAGCAUGUGCUAUGCACGCGUCCUCACUCGCAACCGCACAUCGACACCCUCUUUACAGAUCAUAAGUGUCCCGGAUCCGAUAAUAUGCAGGCUCAACUGAGCUCGUUGCCGCCCUCACCUGUUGCAGCUGAAUGGCCUCGAGAGAGAGACUCGUCAACUGAUAUCCCCGUUACAAUCAGGAACCAUGAAGCUCUAUCCGACCAAGCUUUAGCUGAGGAGGGUAGGCUCUUUGUCGAUGUAAGGUCAACGGAACAUAUAAUCGAGGAGGAGGUCUCGCAGACGGUUAUUUCCACCCGUUGUCAAGCUUCUCGAAAUGAACCUCCUAUCGAUUUUCCUAGCACGGUCGAACGGGUUUUGGAUAUAGGCUUGUUAAUGACUAGCAUGGAUUUUCACCCUGUUCACGAGGCUCUGUUAUUAGUUGGGAAAUUAUCCGGAGAAGUGGAAAUCUGGGACGUUGCUGCUCACAAGAAGCUGUUCAGAAGAGAAUUUUUGGUCAAGUCGUUAAUGGUAAACCGUGUGCUGUGGAGCCUUGAUGGUUCUCUAUUUGGGGUUGCAUAUUCGCAAAACGAGCUACAUCUGUAUGAUAAAAAUGGAAAUUCCUUUCAGAAGAAAUUGGAGAUCGACGCACAUAUUGGCAGUGUGAAUGAUCUAGCAUUCUCUAAAGCAGAUAAAAUACCUGUUGUCAUAAGCUGUGGUGAUGACAAGUUGAUUAAGGUUUGGGUUGCGGCAACUGGCGCUAAACUGUAUACCUUUGAGGGCCACGAGGAUCCCGUGUACUCGCUAUGCCCUGGUUUGAAGAGAAAUAUCCACUUCCUGUUUUCCAUUUCGAUAAGUGGUGAGAUAAAAGUAUGGUUGUUCGAUAAUGAAGGAUCGAGGGUGACUUAUUGUGCUCCCGGUUCCUGUCGUACGAGAAUGGCUUAUGGCAGUAAAAGGGUGUUUAUGUGUGGGACGGUGGAAGACGGAGAAUCCUACCUUGUUGAAUGGAAUGGGAAUGAAGGGAGUGUUGUUAGGAAUUACCAGUUACUAAGCAAAGGCUCUUCGGCUGUGGUUCAAUUCAAUACCUGCCUCGACCGGUUCCUUGCAGCUGGAGACGAGCAUGUGAUCAAAAUCUGGGAUAUGGACAGCGAUGAACUUUUAGCCGUUGUUGAUGCUGAUGGUGGUUUGCAAGCAAGGCCGCGUAUUUGCUUCAGUAAGAAAGAGAAUCUAUUGGCCGUUUCUGCUGUUGAUGGUCGAAUCAAGAUCUUGGCAAAUGAUUCCGGCCGUCGUUUUCUGCAGGAAGCCGCCUUCGAUUUUGGUGAUUCUGCUAAAUGUUUAACAGAACCCUUCAGCAAUCUUUCUGUAGGUUCGAACAAUAUGGAGGCAACGAACGUUUCUAAAAUCGUUGAAGUUUCUCGCUGCCAAUCCAUGCUACUCGCUUCUGAAGUCAAGACUAAUCUGAUACGGAGAUUGGUGUACACGCACACAGGUAGUGGCAUUCUCGCAUUAGCAGAAGACGGCACUCAUCUACUGUGGAGAUGGGCGAAGAGUGGCGAGGCAAUGAUGAAAUGUGCCCCUCGGUUAUGGCAGCCGAGGAGCGGAUUGUUAAUGACCAACGACCUUCCUGACGAGAGCGGGGAUGUGGUCACGCCGUGCCUUUCGCUGUCGAAGAACGACUCAUAUUUAAUAUCUUCGUCGGGGAGGAUGAUUACUUUGUACAAUUUGCUGGGAUUCAAGAACAUGAGGAGCGUGAUGCCAUCACCGCCUGCUGCAACGUGCCUCUUGUUCUAUCCACCGGACAACAACAUAAUAGCUAUAGGCAUGGAUGACUCCACGAUUCUCAUCUACAAUAUACGCGUUGAUGAGCGGAUAAGCAAGCUCGAGGGGCAUUCCAAACGAAUCAGCGGAUUGGCUUUCUCGACCAAUCUAAACGUGCUCGUUUCUUGUGGGGUCGAUACUCAGAUUGUGCUGUGGGACUCCAUCACAUGGGAGAAGAAGAAAAGCACGGUGCUGCAGAUCUCGGUCGGCUGGCUGGCAUCAGACUUGUCAGAGACGAACGUCGAACUAGACAAGGAUCAGCAGCACUUUCUAGCAGUGCACGAGACUCAGCUCGCUAUAUAUGAAACUGCAACACUACGACGUGUGAAGCAGUGGACGAUCGCCAACUUCUGCACGCGAAUAUCCCACGCGACCUACUCUUGUGAUAGCCGGGUGGUGUAUGCUGCCAUGAGAGACGGGAUCAUCUUGAUACUCGGUGCAGCAGACCUCGCCCCACGCCUUGAGAUAGAUCCGUCUUCGUACCUUCCGCCCCAUCUAAGCUGUUACGUGGAUCCGGUUGUCGUUGCGGCUCAUCCACGUAAACCGGAGCAAUUUGCGUUGGGAUUGUCGAACGGCGGAGUGGUCGUUAUCGAACCGGAAGAAUCUCAAGGGCGAUGGACCAUCAAGAACCACCUUGAAUCUUGAGUCUUCUCAAGGCCAAUGGAGUAUAUCAGUUUUGAUGUUUUCUAUUAAACCCACAAA
This is a messenger RNA of Salvia hispanica, 3123 nucleotides long. Its product is annotated as topless-related protein 1-like. The record is from RefSeq and is a predicted model, not a curated record. Gene Ontology annotation, biological process: regulation of DNA-templated transcription. Gene Ontology annotation, molecular function: protein binding. Lineage: Eukaryota; Viridiplantae; Streptophyta; Magnoliopsida; Lamiales; Lamiaceae.